Messenger RNA from Strongylocentrotus purpuratus (purple sea urchin), 690 nucleotides. RefSeq names its product plasminogen-like. The transcript has a single exon. NCBI's taxonomy places the organism in Eukaryota, Metazoa, Echinodermata, Echinoidea, Camarodonta, Strongylocentrotidae. Gene Ontology annotation, molecular function: signaling receptor binding; endopeptidase activity. Bases 1 to 690 code for a protein of 229 amino acids. The record is from RefSeq and is a predicted model, not a curated record.
AUGUUUGAACCUCUCGAAACAACAACUGCCCCACCAGGAACAACUACUCAACCUCUUGAAACAACAACUAUUCAAGAGCCAACCACAUCCCAUCCACCAACAACCGCCAUACCUGCAUGCCUGGAAGAUCCUACAGGAGUGAAAUACAGAGGAAACUUAUCUCAGACAAUCAACGGUCAUACUUGUCAAGCGUGGACCUCUCAGGAUCCCCAUCAACACACUAGGACUCCAGCUAACUACCCUAACGCGGGACUAGAUAAAAACUAUUGCAGAAACCCCGAUAAUGAGGACACUGCUUGGUGUUACACCACCAAUCCUGAGAUAAGAUGGAAGUAUUGUGCCGUAGGUGAUCUUGACCCCAGAUGCCAAGAUUAUGAGUCAACUACUCAACCUCCUGAAACAACAACUGCUCCACCGGGAUCAACCACUCAACCUCCUGAGACAACAACUGCCCCACCAGGAUCAACUACUCAACCUCCUGAAACAACAACUUCUCCGCCGGGAUCAACUACUCAACCUCCUGAAACAACCACUGCCCCACCAGGAUCCACAACUCAACCUCUCGAAACAACAACUGCCCCACCAGGAACAACUACUCAACCUCUUGAAACAACAACUAUUCAAGAGCCAACCUCAUCCCAUCCACCAACAACCGAUAAGAUGGAAGUAUUGUGCCGUAGGUUAUCUUGA